CACGCCUAGCGAACGGACAGUCACACGAUCAUCAGUAUGAUCUUAUGCGCGUUACCGUUCACCUAAAGCCUAUAUAUUAUCGAUAUUUGUCGCUUUUCACUUUUAAGAGGUUGAUAAAGAGCCGAAAGCGGGUCUCUGAGGAAUAAGUGUGAUGGAGAGGGAAUGGAGCGUCCUCUGCUGCUGUCCCAGCGCUGCUGUAUAGACUCAGACUCUGCGCUUCAGUUGUUCUCCGCAGCCGAUGGCCUCCAUCUACCCGCCGUCACUGGAGGACUCAGCGGAGGUGAAGGAGGGAUUUCUGUGUCCGCUGUGUCUGAAAGAUCUGCAGUCCUUCUACCAGCUGCAGGACCACUAUGAGGAGGAGCACGCCGGAGACUCGUGGCACGUCGGAGGACAGCUCAAAAGCUUGGUGCAAAAGGCAAAGAAAGCCAAAGACAAGCUGCUGAAGCGGGACGGAGACGAGCGCACAGACAGCAGCUACGAGUCCUUUUAUUAUGGAGGAGUCGAUCCGUACAUGUGGGAGCCGCAGGAGCUCGGAGCCACACGCAGUCACUUGGAUUAUUUCAAGAAGCAAAGAGCUGCGAGAAUUGACCAUUAUGUCAUCGAAGUCAACAAAUGCAUCAUCCGACUGGAAAAGCUGACCUCCUUCGACAGAACCAGCAUGGACGCAGCGCAGAUUAGAUCUCUGGAGAAAUCGGUGGUGUCGUGGGUGAGCGAUCAGGAUGUGCCGUUUUGCCCUGAUUGUGGAGGCAAAUUCAACCUCCGCAACCGCCGGCACCAUUGCAGACUCUGUGGGUCCAUCAUGUGCCGGAAAUGCACUGAGUUUGUGCCGCUGCCGAUGGCCUAUAAAUUAACCAGCGGGACGAGGGAGGCUCUGUGGGCUCCGGGUUCAGGUGGGUCUCCGGUGAGCGCGGGACCGGCAGCGGUGCAGCAAUCGUCCCGCCGCGGCUCCAUCAGCAGCAUCUCUUCUGUCACGUCUGUGCUGGAGGAGAAGGACGAGGACCGCGUGCGCUGCUGUCACCACUGCAUGGACGCUCUGCUGCGACACCAGAGAAAACUGGAGGAGAAAGACCACGUGCCUGAUAUCGUCAAACUCUAUGAGAGGUUAAGAACGUGUAUGGAUAAGGUUGAAGCUAAAGCUCCAGAGUACACACGCAUGGCAGAAUCGCUCAAUGCUGGAGAAAAGACCUACAGUCUGGAAAGCACAGCAGCACUGCGGAUGGAGAUCCAGAAAUACUACGAGCUGAUCGACGUUCUGAGUAAGAAGAUCCUGACACUGGGGCUUAAAGAGGAGCUUCAGCCUCAUCCCAAAGCCCUGCAGCUGCAGAGGAUGGUGCGAUACACAGCCACACUCUUCAUACAGGAGAAGCUGUUGGGUCUGACGUCUCUCCCGACCAAGGAGAAAUACGAGGAGCUGAAGGAGAAAAGGAGAGUGGAGCAGGAGAAAAGGGCUCAGCAGGAGAGACAGGUCAGCCUGGAGGCUCAUAAGCGUCGACUGGAGAAUGAGAAGAACCGUCCGACUCUCAGUGUGAAUGGAGAUGUUGCAGCUCCACGUGUGACUAAAGCCGGCGGCUGGCUUCCUCAGUCCGACACCCGCUCCGAGCAGGACGACCCGCUCCUGCAGCAAAUCGAGAACAUCGAAUCCUUCCUGCGACAGGCACGAUCCGCCAACCGCUCUGAUGAGGUGUGCAUGCUGGAGGAGAACCUGCGGCAGCUCCAGGAUGAGUUCGACGCGCAGCAGACCAGCAGAGCCAUAGAGAUCUCCCAGCGGCUGGCGGACCAGACCGACCUCCAGCAGAAGCAGAUCCAGCAUCUGCAGCAGAGAGAGAUGGAGCACAGAGCACUCGCCAAAACACAAGAGCGUCCACUCAGAGGAGAAACUGACAAAGCACAGGAGCAUUCAUUCAGAGGAGAACUAGAGAAAACAGAAGAUCAUUCACUCCGAGGAGAAACCUACAAAGCAGAAGAGCAAUCAUUCAGAGCGAACAAAACACAGCAUCUUUCUCUCAGAGCAAACACAACUCAAGAUCCUUCACUCAGAGGAGACACAGACAAAACCCAAGAGCAUUCGCUUCCUCCGUUGGAGAACAAACCUCCAUCCAAAAACCCGUUCGAUGAGGAGCAUUUCUCUCCCAUCGAGGAAGAGCCCACAAAUUUUCAGACUGCCAAUGGGAAGAAAGAGUACAACCCUUUUGAGGAGGAAAACGAUGACCAUGAAGAUCUUAACGCGGCUAAAAACCCAUUCGAGGAGGAUGAUGAUGAUGAUGAUGAUGGAGGUAACCCAUUUAAAGAGAGUUCCGAUGAGAUUCCUGCAUCCUCGACCAAUCCAUUUGAUGAGGAUGAGGAUGAUACGGCCAUUGAGGAAGAGCUUCUGCUGCAGCAGAUCGAUAACAUUCGCGCGUACAUAUUUGACGCUAAGCUAAGCGGGCGCUCUGAUGAGGUGGAGCUGUUGUCGGAGAACCUGAAGGAGCUGCAGAGAACACUACGAGAGCAGAAGAGGAAGAAAUAGAGGAGGACUCUUGACUUGUUUGUAGUUACUGAUAUAACGAUGCACUAGGAGUAGAAACAUGUAAUAUCAGAUGCGAUCAGAGUCAUUUCUGAUGCAUCGAUUAUCAGGAACACUCCACUUUUUUUGUGGAAAAUAAACUGGUUUUAUACUCUCCCAAAGUCAAAUAGUUGAGUUUUACCACUUUUAAAUCCAUUCAGCUGAUCUCAACAUCUGAGAGGAGCACCUUUAGCUUAGCUUAGCAUAAAUCAUUGAGUCGGAUUAGACCGUUAGCAUAUCAUUCCAAAAAAAGAAAAGAGAGUUUAGAUAAUUUUCCUAUUUAAGUCUUGACUUUUCUGUAGUUACAUUGUGUAGUAAUACUAUUAACUGCAAUACGGGUGGGAACUAUUCUCUCAUUCUGGCGUAAUAAUCAAGAAACCUUGCUGCUUGACCAUGGCUGCAGCAAGAGCAAUGAUAUGAGUGUGAAAUGAUGUAUACAGCCUAGAAAAUACCAACUUUUAAUUUUCCUUUGGUCUUAGUACAGGGUUUAACUACAGAAGUCAUUGCUUGAAAUUGGAAAAAUAUCUCUUUUUUUUAACAAGAUGCUAAUGGUCUAAUCGGAUUCAAUUAUCUAUGCUAAGCUAAGCUAAAAGUGCUUGUGCCAGACCUGGAGAUCAGCUGAAUAAAAGUCGAGCUUUAAAUAGAAAAAUUAUCAAAAAUCUGUUUUUUUUUUUUUUGUUUGUUUUUUUAACAAGAUGCUAAUGGUCUAAUCCGAUUCAAUUAUCUAUGCUAAGCUAAGCUAAAAGUGCUCCUGCCAGACCUGGAGAUUAGCUGCAUAAGAGUCGAGAUUUAAAUAGGAAAAUUAUCAAGAUUCUGUUUUUAUUUUUAUUUUUUUAACAAGAUGCUAAUGGUCCAAUCCGAUUCAAUGAUCUAUGCUAAGCUAAGCUAAAAGUGCUCCUGCCAGAUCUGGAGAUCAGCUAUAUAAGAGUCCAACUUUAAAUUGGAAAAUUAUCAAAAAUCUGUUUACAUUUUUUUUAACAAGAUGCUAAUGGUCUAAUCCGAUUCAAUGCUAAAUUAAGCUAAUGCCAAGCUAAGCUAAAAGUGCUCCCGCCAGACCUGGAGAUCGACUGAAUAAGAGUCAAGCUUUAAAUAGGAAAGUUGUCAAAAGUCUGUUUUUAUUUUUUGUUUGUUUAACAAGAUGCUAAUGGUCUAAUCCGAUUCAGUGAUCUAUGCUAAGCUAAAAGUGCUCACUCCAGACCUGCAGAUCAGCUGAAUAAGAGUCGAGCUUUGAUAAGGAAAACUAUCUAAAAACUGUUUAGAUUUUUUUUAACAAGAUGCUAAUGGUCUAAUCCGAUUCAAUCAUCUAUGCUAAGCUAAGCUAAACGUCCUCACUCCAAACCUGGAUAUCGGCUGAAUGGAUUUAAAAAUGGUAAAAUUGAACUCCUAAACUCUGGGAGAGCUGUAAAAUGAGCCUUUUCCAAAAGAAAUAAAAUAAUUGUAGUGUUCCUUUAAAGGGAUAGUUCACCCAAAAAUGAAAAUGGCCUCAUUUACGUUCCCUCAUGUGGUUUUAAACCUUUAUGGGUUUCUUUCUUCUGUUGAACUCAAAAGAAGAGAUUUUGAAGAAUGCUAGUUGACCCAUUGACAUUCGUAGUAGGAAAUAAAAUGACUGGAAUUGAGUUGAUGCCAGCAGAAGUUUAGAAUCACUCGAGUGUGAAUAAAUGAGCAGAUGUUCAUUUUUGAGUGAACUAUCCCUUUAAAUUUGUAAUUUAAUACACUUGAAGAGGCAUAGUGAGUGCUAGUAUUGAUGAUUAUUCAGAUUCAGAUUUUAUUUGAGCAAAUUCUCCUUUAUUAGAGUGGUAUAAAUGAGUUGGGUUAAAAUAUCUGAAGCAUUUUCUGUAUAACAAAGUCAGUAUUUUCAGAUUUUGACGCUAAACGUAUUUCUGAAUCAGUUUCUGAGUCCGCAGCCUAAAUGUGGAUUUAAUGGAUAAACCAUUUCACUAAAUACAAGACCUCAUUAUUCUGCGUUUCCGCCUUGGAAACAGUGGUGUUCCCUCAAUAAUGAAACAUUACCACAUAUUUUUUUGCGUGCGUCAAUUUAAAUUUACAGAAGUUAUUUAGGUCGUAAGCAUAUUAAAUGCAAGAUGUCUAAUGUUUUAAAUAACAUUAUAGUGGUAAACGUUAAAAUAUGGGUGAAUUAGUUACAUCGUCACUCAACUUAAUUCAAAAUGAAAGCGUUUUAUAGUUCAAUAUUGAUGAACUAUUGCUUUUAUAUUGCAUAAUAUGUCAAAUCUCUUGGUGUUUGUCAUUUUAUUUUGUAUAUACUGACUUUAUUUUCCAUCUAUAGUGAUUUAAACCAUUAGUAGAUUAUUUUUGUUGCACUUUACCAAUUGCACAACUCCAUCCAAGCGGCGUUGGAAGUAAACCUGUGCUUGUUUUAAUCCACACAGCUCUGCAAGAAACACCUUAAAGCUCCGUCUUGCAUGUUUUAUCGAUUCUCCACUUCUCAAUUCUCCAUUAAAACACAAGGACAUACUGUAUCUCAAGCGCUUUCUGAAAUGAAGCAGUGUUUUGGUUAGACCGCUGUGACAACCGCAGCACUAAAUGCAAUGCUUUUGUAAUUAUUAUCUCAUGUAUUGCUGAUAUCUGUGACUAAUAUGAAGCUGUCCAUUAGCUUUUGGAUGAUGUAUGUUUACACUGAGCAAUCUAUCAGGAUAUCGUAAAUGUAACACUAAUGAUAAUAAAACUGGAGAUCAAACUGUGCUUUUUA
Molecule: messenger RNA, 5249 nt
Organism: Danio aesculapii
Lineage: Eukaryota; Metazoa; Chordata; Actinopteri; Cypriniformes; Danionidae
Product: rabenosyn-5
Exons: 12
Coding region: 239-2506 (755 amino acids)
Molecular function (GO): metal ion binding
Source: RefSeq, a predicted model, not a curated record